ACAGUUCCGUCACGUCGUCCAUUUUCACAGAAACCGCACAUGGUAUCCCGCCGGUCGAAGACCGUCAGCCUCCCGUUCUUCUUUGCAGUAACUUCGCGGUCACGAGAAAGCCCAUCUCGCUAAACGUAUUAAAUGCAAGAAACGGUGGAUAUGGUGGACGACCCCGAAUAUGAGGAAGAGGAGCCCUCCUUUAGCGACCCGGAGGACUUCGAGGAUGACGUCGAUGACGAGGAACUCCUUGAAGACAUCCUGAGGGAGAAACCCCAGGAGGCUGAUGGCAUCGACUCUAUGGUGGUGGUGGACAACGUGCCACAGGUUGGUCCGGAGCGAUUGGAAAAACUCAAGAAUGUCAUCCACAAGAUCUUCUCCAAGUUUGGAAAGAUAACCACCGAGUUCUAUCCAGAGACCGAUGGCACGACCAAAGGGUAUAUAUUUUUGGAGUAUGCUUCACCCAGCCAGGCUCUGGAGGCGGUGAAAAAUGCAGAUGGAUACAAACUGGACAAACAACAUACAUUUAGGGUCAACCUCUUCACCGACUUCGACAAGUACAUGAACAUCAGUGAUGAGUGGGAAACUCCCGAGAAGCAGCCCUUUAAAGACUUUGGUAAUAUGCGUCAUUGGAUCGAGGACGCUGACUGUCGGGACCAGUACAGUGUCAUCUACGAAGCUGGUGAGAGGACAGCCAUAUUCUCCAACGACGCCAAAGAUCCAGUCAUCUCUGAAGAGAGGGCGCGCUGGACAGAGACGUACGUGCGCUGGUCCCCCAAAGGCACUUACCUGGCCACCUUCCACCAAAGGGGCAUUGCUUUGUGGGGCGGCGAGAAGUUCAAGCAAAUUCAGAGGUUUAGUCAUCAAGGGGUGUCCUUGAUCGACUUCUCUCCCUGUGAAAGGUACGUCGUGACUUUCAGUCCGUUGAUGGACACCAAAGAGGACCCACAGGCCAUCAUCAUCUGGGACAUUCUGACCGGUCAGAAGAAGAGGGGUUUCCACUGCGAAAGCGCCGCACACUGGCCUAUAUUCAAAUGGAGCCACGAUGGAAAGUUCUUUGCCAGGAUGACACCAGAUACGCUGAGCAUCUAUGAGACUCCAUCUAUGGGGCUGCUUGACAAGAAGAGUCUAAAGAUCAGUGGAAUCAAGGACUUCUCGUGGUCACCGGGCGACAACAUCAUCGCGUUCUGGGUACCAGAGGACAAGGACAUCCCGGCCAGGGUGACUCUGAUGCAGCUGCCCUCACGCCAGGAGAUCCGUGUUCGCAACCUCUUCAAUGUGGUAGACUGCAAGCUGCACUGGCAGAGGAAUGGUGACUAUCUCUGUGUGAAAGUAGACAGGACUCCCAAGGGAACACAGGGCGUGGUCACAAACUUUGAAAUCUUCCGCAUGAGAGAGAAGCAAGUUCCUGUUGAUGUGGUGGAGAUGAAGGAGAGCAUUAUUGCAUUCGCGUGGGAGCCUAAUGGCUGUAAAUUUGCUGUCCUGCAUGGGGAAUCUCCCAGGAUCAACGCCUCGUUCUACCAUGUCAAAAACAACGGCAAGAUCGAGCUCAUAAAGAUGUUUGACAAGCAGCAGGCUAACAGCAUCUUCUGGAGCCCUCAGGGACAGUUCUUGGUUCUGGCUGGACUCAGGAGUAUGAAUGGCGCGCUUGCCUUUGUGGAUACUUCGGACUGCACCUUGAUGAACAUAGCGGAGCACUACAUGGCCUCCGAUGUGGAGUGGGACCCUACCGGACGCUAUGUGGUCACUUCAGUUUCUUGGUGGAGCCACAAGGUGGACAAUGCUUAUUGGCUGUGGACAUUCCAGGGUCGCCUUCUUCAAAAGAACAACAAAGACCGCUUCUGCCAGUUGUUGUGGAGACCCCGACCGAAUAGCCUGCUCAGUGCAGAUCAGAUCAAGAUGAUCAAGAAGGAUCUGAAGAAAUAUUCCAAGAUAUUUGAGCAGAAGGAUCGUCUGAGCCAGUCCAAGGCUUCCAAGGAAUUGGUGGACAAGCGUAGAGCCAUGAUGGAUGACUACCGUCGCUACAGGGAGCAGGCUCUACAGCUCUAUCAGGAGCAGAAAGACGCUCGCAUAGAACUCCGAGGAGGAGUGGACACUGAUGAGCCAGACAGUAAUGUGGACGACUGGGAGGAGGAGACGAUUGAAUUUUUUAUCAACGAAGAAAUCAUUCCCAUCGGAGAUCUGUAGUCCCUUACGCAGUCCAUCCGUGUAUUUGUGGAAGAGAGAAGAAUCAUUGACUGGAGAAGGAGGACGACCACACAGUGAAUUUUGGGGUUCAGCGUUAUAGGUUUCAACAUUCACUCCUAGUGACCUCAUCAGAACACGCCUAACGGAUCAACAGCCACAUUGAGGACUCAUCACACGCACCUGUUUUCUUUCCCUUGUGGAACUUAAUAUCUAUUGAAAGCGCCCCUUGUUGUUUAAUUGGAGUCAGUUGUGAUUCCUAACCUGGCCUGCUCUCAUCAUGCUGCCUUGUUGUGGGUGUGCAGCUCUGAGUGCCAAAGCAGUGGGGUGUCGAGGUGCUAAACUUGUAGCCUUGUUAGUAAAUGUGCUGAUGUGGCGCUAUAGUGGCCUGUAUCCUCCUCCUUUCAGACUAGCCUUUCACACAGGGAGGGGAUGCGCAGUGGGAAUAAAUUUAAAUAAACCCUUAAACCUGA
This is a messenger RNA of Corythoichthys intestinalis (scribbled pipefish), 2645 nucleotides long. RefSeq names its product eukaryotic translation initiation factor 3, subunit Ba (gene eif3ba). Gene Ontology annotation, biological process: translational initiation. The record is from RefSeq and is a predicted model, not a curated record. Lineage: Eukaryota; Metazoa; Chordata; Actinopteri; Syngnathiformes; Syngnathidae. Gene Ontology annotation, cellular component: eukaryotic translation initiation factor 3 complex. The transcript is spliced from 19 exons. The coding region runs from base 133 to 2175 and encodes 680 amino acids. Gene Ontology annotation, molecular function: translation initiation factor activity; RNA binding; translation initiation factor binding.